Molecule: messenger RNA, 1506 nt
Organism: Fusarium mangiferae
Lineage: Eukaryota; Fungi; Ascomycota; Sordariomycetes; Hypocreales; Nectriaceae
Product: putative aldehyde dehydrogenase
Exons: 3
Coding region: 1-1506 (501 amino acids)
Molecular function (GO): oxidoreductase activity, acting on the aldehyde or oxo group of donors, NAD or NADP as acceptor
Source: RefSeq, a predicted model, not a curated record
AUGAGUCUAGACGUUCAACUUACUGCCCCUAAUGGGCGAACCUACAAGCAGCCUACUGGUCUGUUCAUCAACAAUGAAUUUGUUCCAUCCUCAAACGGCAAGAAAAUCACAUCCAUAAACCCAACAAACGAGCAGGAAAUCACCUCCGUCUACGCCGCAUCAGCCGAAGAUGUCGACAAAGCCGUCCGCGCCGCUCGUCGCGCCCUUCGCAAUCCCGCGUGGCGAGAUCUCCCAGCUACAGAGCGCGGCAAGCUCAUGAACCGACUUGCCGAGCUCGUUGAGGAAAACCGAGAUAUUCUCGCUACGAUUGAAACAUGGGAUAACGGAAAGCCUUACUCUGUCUCGUUCAAUGAGGACAUGACUGAGGUGGCCGAGACGUUAAGAUACUAUGCUGGCUUUGCGGAUAAGGUCUUUGGACAGGUUAUUGAGACUACUGGUGAUAAGUUUGGAUACACCAUCCGUGAGCCUAUUGGUGUCUGCGGACAGAUUAUCCCAUGGAACUAUCCCCUUGCUAUGGCAGCUUGGAAGCUCGGCCCUGCCCUCGCCUGCGGUAACGCUGUAGUCCUCAAGCCCGCCGAGCAAACGCCCCUAUCAAUCCUCUACUUCGCCAACCUUGUUGUCAAAGCCGGCUUUCCCCCCGGUGUCAUCAACAUCGUCAACGGUCUCGGAACCGUUGCCGGCGCAGCCCUCGCCUCUCACAUGGACGUCGAUAAGAUUGCCUUCACUGGCUCUACCCCAACAGCCAAGACCAUCAUGAAGAUGGCUAGCAGUAACCUGAAGAAUAUUACUUUGGAGACUGGCGGCAAGAGCCCCCUUAUCGUCUUCGAUGAUGCUGAUAUCGAUUUGGCUGUUUAUUGGGCCCAUGCUGGUAUCAUGUCAAACCAGGGUCAGAUCUGCACUGCCACAAGUCGUAUUCUCGUUCAAGAUGGUAUCUACGAUAAGUUCCUCGCUGCUUUCAGAGCGCAAGUCAAGAACAUCUCCAAGGUCGGUGAUCCCUUUGACGAGAAGACCUUUCAAGGCCCUCAGGUCACAAAGGCUCAAUACGACCGUAUCCUCUCUUUCGUCGAAGUCGGCAAGAAAGAAGGCGCCAAACUUGAACUCGGUGGCCAACCAUUCAAGAAGGUCGGCGAUGGUAAGGGCUACUUUAUCGAGCCUACAGUCUUCACUGGCGUUUCUCCCAAGAUGCGAGUUUUCCAGGAAGAGGUUUUCGGACCGUUUGUGGUAGUUAGCAAGUUUAGCUCUGAGGAAGAAGCUAUCAACUUAGCCAACGAUACUCAGUAUGGUCUCGGCAGUGCUUUGUUCACUACCAACUUGACGAGGGCGCAUCAGGUCGCGAAGAGGAUUGAAGCUGGCAUGGUUUGGAUUAACUCAAGUAAUGAUAGCGACUGGAGGAUUCCAUUUGGUGGAGUGAAGCAGAGCGGUAUUGGACGGGAGUUGGGAGAGGCUGGUCUUGCGGCUUAUUCGAAUAUCAAGGCUGUGCAUGUCAACAUUGCGGCAAAGUUGUAA